Messenger RNA from Humulus lupulus (European hop), 1023 nucleotides. RefSeq names its product zinc finger protein 10. The record is from RefSeq and is a predicted model, not a curated record. The transcript has a single exon. Bases 1 to 1023 code for a protein of 340 amino acids. Lineage: Eukaryota; Viridiplantae; Streptophyta; Magnoliopsida; Rosales; Cannabaceae.
AUGGAAGAAGCUCGGCACUGGGUGUGGGCUAAGCGAAAGCAUGGCUUGGUCAGUGCUAGUCCUCAUCUUCUGGCGCCCAAAAACCCUACUUCUUCUUAUGAUGAUUCGUGGGAAGAGCAAGCUUUCGCAGAAGAUGCUGCAGGGCCACUCGGUGGCUGCAUAUGGCCGCCGAGAUCUUACUCUUGCAGCUUUUGUAGAAGAGAAUUUCGCUCGGCUCAAGCGCUCGGUGGCCACAUGAAUGUUCACAGGAGAGAUAGGGCUAGACUAAAGCAGUCUCCGGAUCUCCAUCACCACGAAAUGCUCCAUCCAAAUCAACAUAACAUCAACAACGAUAACAUACCUCUUCAUCUUCACCAUCACCAUCAUCAUCUUCAUCCAAAUCCCUUGAUCAGUACGACCACCACCACAUCAUUUGGCCCAGCUGGCCAAUUAUAUGGCCCAUCAUCUCAAGUUUGUGCCCUGGUUUAUGACCCUAACCCUAGUUCUGACCCUGCUGGUGGUUUUAUUCCAUCAUCACCUUCUUCUAACAACAAAAUACAGAAUUUUGGAAAACAAGCAGCCUUGUUAGUCCCUCCUUAUUUUUCAUCUUCUCUUGUAGUUGAAAAUACCAAGAGGUCCAAUUGUGCUAGUAGUGCUGUAAAUCCUUCCCACCAGUCCUGGUCAAACUUUGACAAAUAUUGCCAUGACUCCAAUAAUCAGAAAGAUGGUGUAGGAGAUCAUGAUGAUCACAAGAAUAUUUCAUCAAUAACUGUGGAGUCUGGAUCUUGUAGAAGAAGUACGACUAAGGUGGACUAUGUAAAGAGUACUGAUUUGUCAGUAAGUUUGAAUUUGGUGGUUUGUCAUGCUAUACAAACUGAGUCAGGUGAUGGUGAUAAAGAUCAAGAGGCUUUACUGAGUUGCAAGAGAAGAAGAACUGAGCCAUGUUCAGAUGACGAGUCAGACGCAUUUGAACUUAGCCCUUGUUCAAUAGAUCAAGACUUAGAUCUUGAGCUCAGGCUUGGUGACCGACCUAAGGUAAAGUAG